This is a messenger RNA of Darwinula stevensoni, 462 nucleotides long. The record is from the annotation of a GenBank genome assembly. Lineage: Eukaryota; Metazoa; Arthropoda; Ostracoda; Podocopida; Darwinulidae.
GUCUGUAACGGAAGACAAGAAUGUGGUGAUGAGUCAGAUGAAAAGGAAUGUAAGGUUCCAGUCAUUGAACUGAAGCUCCAAGGGGGCAUGAAGCCACACCAGGGGAGGGUUGAGGUCAAAGCUUAUGGAGAAUGGGGUGUGAUCUGUGAUGACAAGUUUGGGCUGUCGGAUGCAGAAGUCAUCUGUCGUCAGCUGGGCUAUUCUUUGGGAGCCUUGAAGACAUUUUCUGGUUCAGCAUUUGGCUCUGGAAAUGGAAAGUUUCUCUUGGAUGACCUGACCUGCACAGGGAAUGAAUCUUCCAUCGCCGAGUGCCAGUUUCCUGGCUGGGGACAGCAUGACUGUCAUGCUGAAGAAGUAACAGCUCUUCUUAUCAGUUUCAUCUCCAUUUACUGUUCUCUGUACUGUAGGGUCCACUGCACAGAGGUGGACUCAGGACUUAUGCAAAACACACAAAAAGAUGUC